Molecule: messenger RNA, 381 nt
Organism: Seminavis robusta
Lineage: Eukaryota; Bacillariophyta; Bacillariophyceae; Naviculales; Naviculaceae
Source: the annotation of a GenBank genome assembly
AUGACCGGAAGCCGCCGAGUUCUGGAACAACAUUCUCACGGAGAACGGCCACAUACAGGAAACAAGUUUUUUGGUGGCGGCCACAGUACGCUCUUUCAAGCUCAAAGUAUCUACUCUCUUUGGGAAACCUAUGUACAGCGCUCCUCGGAUGCGGACGAGGCUGACGACGUCAAGUUAGGCCCUGUAUCUUCAUCAGAGGUCAACCAGGAGGUCGGACCAUCACAGGUGGGCUUUGGAGAGCCGUUGGAAGCUCCUCCUCCUUUUGCGUCACUGCCUAUUGAUGCAGAGGGAGAUCGAGCAGCUAAUGACAACACCGACACGGAGGAAGAUGACGACACGACGAUGCGUCGUCCCAUGAAGAGACGGCGUAGACGACGUUGA